UGGAGAGGAGAGGAGUCACCAGGUCACCUUCGGUGCCACAAGCUCUGCUGCUGCGACGGAAGCCACGCAAAAUAUCAAUCGCAACCGAGCUGUACCAGCUACACGGCUAGCGUUUUCUUUCUGCAGGAGAAAAUGUCGCUAGCGGGGCUGGUCGGGGGCUAUGGAAGCGACGAUUCAGACAACUCCAGCAACAAUAGCUCAUCGUCUGCCAAGGGGGACAAGGCCGACGACCAGGACGGGGACGGGGGGGCGGGAGGAAGCGGGAGGGAAGAAAAGAGGGCUGGUGCUUCCUCCGGCGGUGGUAUCGGCUCGUGCAACGAGAAGGGUUCCGGCAACAGAAGCAACAGUACCAGCAGCGACGACGACAGCAGCGGCGAGGAUAGUAGCGAUGCGGAGGAUGCAGCAGCAGCAGGAGGAGGAGCGCGAAAAAGCGUCAAGGCGAACAGACGAAAUCCUUCGCCAGCUGGCAACAGCGGCGGCGGUAGUCUGCUCCCGUCCGUGAGCGACCUCUUCAGCAGCACGGCGGGGCCGGACUUCCUCAACGCACCGGGAGCCGGCCAGGAUUUCAUCGUCAAGGCCAUGAAAAAGGAAAAGAAGAAGCAAACGGCAGCAGAGGCGACAACAGGCGACCCCACCGCAAAUGCGGCGACAGCAGCAGCAGCAGCAGCAGCAGGAGCAACAGCGAAACGGGAGAGGGACGUAGCGGCGGGGGUGAGGGGCACGGCGGUCGGGGUAAAGAAACCCAAGGGAGGGGCGGCGGGGCCCACGGGGCAGCCGGUGGACAAAAGAAAGGCGGCGGGUGGUAAGGAAAAGAUCUCGGCGAAGGACAAGGUCAAGGGACAAAGAUUAAAGGGGCAAUCCGGGAUCGGGUCGGACUUCCGAACAUGGAAGAGCGAUCUGGAGAUGACCAUGAGGCAGCAGUACGAUUGAAAAUAGUAAUACGGUGUAGCACGUUGUGGUUGAGAGCGUGACGCGCAUUGUAGACAAAUUACAAACGCUCGAUAGAAAUUGGAGUGCUGCAGUAGGAGGUUCGGUUGAUAUGGAUAAGAAGCUGCAGAUGCUCUUGCUGGAACGUGAUGCAUCCUGGGACCGACAGCAGUUGGUGCAAGCGGGUGUUGACCUUGAUGCGGGCCGCUCUAAUUCAAUCCUUUCAUUCUUGUGGGGCACCCUUUAUUUAUUCGCUCCUGAUGAGUUCCAAAGUUCUGUCGAGCCAAGUGCCUCAUUCGGCUUCGUUUGCGAUGCCCUUCAGUUUGUUGUCGUUUGAGUCACAAGAUUAUGACGCGUUUUGCCAAACGUUUGUCUGGGCAAAUGUGCAGCGUUUGUGACUCGAAGUGCACCGUUGACUCGACAUGGAGACAAGACGCACGUUGACUUUUGGUCAGCUGUCUUUCAGCAAUAGAACAAGCGUUUUACACACGAAAGAACGAGCUCGGUGAUACAGCAUUUGGUGGCUGGGUGGUUCGGUUACUA
This is a messenger RNA of Ectocarpus sp. CCAP 1310/34, 1470 nucleotides long. The record is from the annotation of a GenBank genome assembly. Lineage: Eukaryota; Phaeophyceae; Ectocarpales; Ectocarpaceae.